This is a messenger RNA of Cercopithifilaria johnstoni, 957 nucleotides long. The record is from the annotation of a GenBank genome assembly. NCBI's taxonomy places the organism in Eukaryota, Metazoa, Nematoda, Chromadorea, Rhabditida, Onchocercidae.
AUGAAACUAAAAAAUUUUAUCAGUACAUCAGUAGUUGCUGACCUUUUGAAGAAAGGUGGCUUCAAAAAUGGUAGUGGUUAUCGAUUAUUGGAUUGUGGGGGAGACUUUCAACCACAAAAUCAUCAAGACUUCAUGAAAACUAAGUAUGGAAGAUUCGAGAAAAUGAUGAACAUGAAUACGAAGCAGUAUUGCGACUAUUUGGAAAAGCAUAUCCCUCAAGCAGUUCACAUGGAUCUCAACAUAGCUACCUAUCCCGGCGUUUAUGAACCGUAUGCUAUGUAUCCACCAGAAAUUUUCCAGAAAUAUGCCUGCUUAUUAGGUAUCAAUCGAUUGGAUCACAUCGUCUUAUAUGGCAGGCAACACAUUGGUGGCAUGAUGUUUCCCUGUCGCAUUUCUUGGCUAUUUAAGUACUAUGGCCAUGAAGCUGUUUCUGUCGUAGAUGGCGGCUUAACAGCUUGGGAAAAGGAUGACGGUGAAAUUACUGGAGAAGUGCCAAAAGUCACUCCAGGUAAUUGGACAGCAAAGCUUUGUCCGGAUUAUAUUGUAACGUAUGAACAGCUUAUUGAGAAGGAUUCCAAUGCGUUGAACAUAUUUGAUAAAAUUGACCAGAUAAAUUUUUUCGACACGCGUCCAAGAGAUCAGUUUGAGGGAAAAGCUGAUACCACACUCGAUCCAAAAAAGAUGCGCGGUUCACAUGUGCCGGGGACAAAGUGUGCACCGGUAGUAGAAAUGAUCAAUGAAGAGGGUCGUUUAAAAGAUCCGGAGAAGCUUAAAAGCUGGUUACAGAAAUGCGGUUUCAAACAAGAACUUCCAAUCAUCUCACAGUGUUCGCGUGGAGUACAGGCCUGCUUAUUGAAUUUAGUCAUCGAAGAUUUGUUUCCAUCUGUAUGUCCACGGGUCUAUCAUGGAUCAUGCUUUGAACUACAAGCCCGUGACCCAAAACGAAUAUCUGAAUAG